AGGCCACUCCAGGACCUUAAAGCGGAGCUCUACCCAAAAGGGGAAGUUCCGCUUUAUGGACUGCUCCCCCGCUCCCCAUUAAGGAUUGGCACCUUUGGGGAGCGGGGGGGGGAUUGGAGGAUGACAGGCACCUGCUCCCACUUCCGGUCCGAUUGGAAACAGAAGGUGUCCUUCCUCCCUCUCUGUAGUCUUUUGGGACACGUGACAGGUCCCAGAAGACUACAGGACCAUUCAAGCAGCACAGCGCUACUCGCGCAUGCACAGUAGGUACCCGGCUGUGAAGCCGCAAGCUAUCACAGCCAGGUGCCCACACUGAAGAUGCUGGCCUCCUGGAAUCAAGGACAGCCGGUGAAGCGAGCUCCAGGGGACACACCAAGGGACCAAGGGACAGGUAAGUGGCUGUUUUUCAGCAGCUACAGUUUUUGUAGCUGCUAACUUUUUUUAUUUUAUAGGUCGAGUGGAACUCCGCUUUAA
Messenger RNA from Staurois parvus, 474 nucleotides. The record is from the annotation of a GenBank genome assembly. NCBI's taxonomy places the organism in Eukaryota, Metazoa, Chordata, Amphibia, Anura, Ranidae.